AUGACAUCUCAGCUCAAAAUCUUCAUUACUGGGGCGACUGGCUACGUCGGGGGUGGUGUCCUGGCUCGCCUCCUAAAGCACAAGGAUAGUGAAACAUUCUCGAUAACUGCUCUCGCAAGAUCUCCCGAGAAAGCGGAAAAGUUGAAGACCCUCGGAGUCAAUGUCAUCCUUGGCUCGUACUCUGACGCGGACUUGAGCUUCCUCACAAACGAGGCAGCUCGUUCUGACGUCGUAUUUGCAAUUGCCGACUCCGACCAGCUUCCAGCCACUCAAGCAAUUUUGAAAGGACUAAAAAUCAAGUUCGAGAACUCCGGAAAAGCUCCUAUUUUGAUACAUACGUCCGGCGCAGCUCUGCUUUCUGAUGACGCUCGAGGAAUGACCUCAGAUCGUACAAUCUACAAUGAUCUGGACGCUGAAAAAAUAAACGCCUUCCCAGAAACUGUUUUCCAUAGGAACGUUGACAUUCCUAUUGUCGAAGCAGACAAAGAGGGUUAUAUCAAGUCUUAUAUUAUUAUCCCAGGUGCAAUCUACGGUCGGCCAUCUCCAAAUCCAGUCGUGGACCUUGGAAUCCAGAAUACUGUAUCCCUUGUACAGAACUUUAUGAUCAAGCCCGCCAUUGCACGCAAACAAGGCGGGUAUUUCGGAAAGGGUCUCAACUACUGGUCCUAUGUAUCUGUUGACGAUACCGCCGAUUUAUUUCUAGUUCUGUUUGAUUCUAUUCGCCGUUCACCUGAAAAUCCCGGCCAUGGAACUGAGGGUUACUAUUUUGCAACCUGCUUCAGUUUGUCGGGGAUAGAAUUGGCGGGAAUUAUAUCAGAAGUUUUAUUUGAAAGUGGUUAUGGCAUAAGUAAAGAGCCAUCCCCCUUUACACAAGAGGAAAUUCUACAGAUUUAUGGAUCAGGGCCACUUUGGACAUUCCUUGCUGCAAAUCUCGAUGCCGAAUCUAAUCGCUCUCGUGCACUUGGAUGGAAUCCGAAAGGCACGAAAGCUCACUUUUUCGCUGAUAUUAGAGAGCAGAUCAAGGCUCUUCAAGCAGACUUAGUGCAGUAA
This is a messenger RNA of Psilocybe cubensis, 1050 nucleotides long. RefSeq lists its product as uncharacterized. Bases 1 to 1050 code for a protein of 349 amino acids. The record is from RefSeq and is a predicted model, not a curated record. The transcript is spliced from 8 exons. NCBI's taxonomy places the organism in Eukaryota, Fungi, Basidiomycota, Agaricomycetes, Agaricales, Agrocybaceae.